Molecule: messenger RNA, 442 nt
Organism: Coccinella septempunctata (seven-spotted ladybird)
Lineage: Eukaryota; Metazoa; Arthropoda; Insecta; Coleoptera; Coccinellidae
Exons: 3
Coding region: 48-434 (128 amino acids)
Source: RefSeq, a predicted model, not a curated record
CUCAGCAACUUGUUAAGAACCUUCUCACUAUUCUGGUGGUCCACAAGAUGACCUCCUUUUGUGCCUCUCCGAUUAGCUUUUCAUCUAGUUCCAGCUUAAUGGUGUUUUCGAAAAGAUGUGCCUCCACUAAUCCGUUUGUGGUUAUGACGAGGGGUAGGAUUGAUGUAGAGUAUCACAAUAUCCGGCCGGUUGUGCGCAAUGGGUCUGUCAGUGACGAGUGGAUGGUCCCAAUACAGUUUCAUUUCCUCAUUUUCCAGUAUUUCUUUAGGGCGAUGGCUUGGUGGUAUGCCUUUGCCAUGGCAUUGUGGCGGUCCGUGUAUUCCCUUGGAGCGAGGAUGGGGCAGGAUGACGUGACGUGUUGGAUUGUUUCAGUCGCCUGGGAGCAUUUGCGGCAUUUGUCAUUAGGUAAGUUCUUAUUCAUUAUCUGUUUUUGAUAUGCUUU